CAUUUUUGAAUUCCCAGAAUGACAAAAUCGGAUUCAGCCAUUCUGUCGCACUAUAUAUUGUUUUAGAUCAUAAUUUUUUUUCUCGUUACGUUAGAGCUUAUUAUUUCUUCGUGUUUUAAAAAGUACAGUUAUAUUUUUAAUAUUGAGUUUUGCCCCCAAAACAGACGUGCUCAAGAAAACCCUUGAAAGUAAGAAACUAUUACUAUAAAGUAAGAAACUAUUACUAUUAAGUAAGAAACUAUUACUAUAAAGUAAGAAACUAUUACUAUAAAGUAAGAAACCAUUACUAUAAAGUAAGAAACUAUUACUAUAAAGUAAGAAAUUAUUACUAUAUAGUAAGAAACUAUUGACAUUAGUUUUUCCGCUUGAUAAAUCUUUAUUGUAUUAAAUACUGGAAUAACUGUAAAUAUUUUAUGAAGGAUUUUAACUUGCCGGAUAUAUUUAUGUUUGCGCGAUGGUGAGAAAUGAAUAAUUUGUUCACUAACAAUUAUGAUGAAAACUUAUUGCUUGAGCUACGUCCACGAAGUCAACAGGAAUAAAAAUCCCUUCCAUGCCCUGGGGAGCGGGGGAAUUAGAGCCCUAUUCUGUACUAAAAGUGUACAUUAGGAAACGGGAAAGCCUGCAACAGGAAGGCUGGACGCUUGCACCUUCGAGAAAUAGAGACAAUACUGUUCAGUUUCUCGUACCCGAGUUUCCGAUGUGAACAAUCAUGUGAUAUAUCAUGUGAUAUUUUCUUUCAUUUAAAAAUUUACACUCUUCCUAAGAUUUGGAUUAGUAUAUUUCUAUUUCUUUGUGCAACAUUUUUAUUUAGUUUUUCCAAAGAGAAGUUCUGCAUAUUUUUAAGGUUAUUUAUAAAACAUGUUUUUGAUUGAUCUUCUUAUUCGUGUAGAGAUACAAUUUCCAAUAUUGUUGCCUUUUCUAAAAAAUAUGUAUGUUAUUUGUUAUAUUUAUUAUACUCAUGUUUUUACAUGACAGUGAGACUGUGAUCAGUGUUUCUUUUAGAAAUUUUCCACCGAGGGGGCAUUUCAGAUUUUCGGGGUGGGGGUGGGGGUGGGGGGCUAUGCCAGUUGCAAAGGCGUAUCUAAGGGGGGACAGCUGGGACAUACUCCCGGGGCGCCAGGCUUGUGGGGGGGGGGCGCAAAUGGGCUUUGGUGGAAUUAAUUGGUUGAAAAUAAUCGAGAGGGGGCAUUUCAGAUUUUCGGGGUGGGGGUGGGGGGCUAUGCCAGUGGCAAAGGCGUAUCUAAGGGGGGACAGCUGGGACAUACUCCCGGGGCGCCAGGCUUGUGGGGGGGGGGCACAAAUGGGCUUUGGUGGAAUUAAUUGGUUGAAAAUAAUCGGUUUCAGAGUUGGAGGGGGACGUAAAAAUGAAUCUUGCCCCCUGACGCCAACCACUGUAGAUAUGACCUUGCUAGUGACUUCGAAAUAGGGCGGAUGGAGUGGUCCACCCAGGUGUCACUUUUUCUUUAUAGGCUGGUGUGGCAUUUUUUGGACAACUGCUGGGUUUGAAUAGUGAUAGAGAGGACGGCAAAAAUAUUUGGCCGCUCAUAGCAGCCUUAAUAGUAGUAGUAGCUACGCCACUAGACAGUAGAUCUAUCGAUACCAAUUCGGCGAUCAUUUUUAUCUAGCAUUAGGGUGACAAUUGAUGGCGCCGAUGAAUCUUGAUCGGUGGAGGGGUUUUGGGGAGCUUGCGCCCCAGAAAAUGUUUGAUUAUUUUUAAAUCCAGAGGAUUAUUUUGAGUAUACUUGAAUUGGAUGUUUUUAUUCUACCUUUUGAACAGGGAAGAACAUUGUUAAGGUUUCUGGGAGGCAUUAUUUAGCCUAGUGCCAUUUAUAAACUGAAUUCACUCCGUUUAUGGUACGCCCCAAGGUAAUCAUUAGGGAAAGGCUUAUAAUCAACCCCAUAGUGUACCAUCGAAAAGCAUGAGUGAAGGGGUCCAUAAUUAAGGGUGUUAAAGACACUCGUACAAACUCAAAAUGUAGGGGCAUUAUUUUGCGCAUACUUGAAUUUGUUGUCCUUUCAUACAAUUUUGAGGUGGCAUUUCAAAUGUUCGAGUGGGAAAUGACAAAAUUAACCAUAAUAAUUACCAAAGACAUCUUAAACUCCUCACCAGUGGGACGUAAACUACAUUCACUCUAGUUAUGUCACCCUUGAGUGUACGAUUUUGCCCUAAAUUAUUCUCGCCCUUUAAAUCAAUAUAAUCCUCAGAAAAUUAUUGAUAAAUUUAAAAGACAAAAAUGCAUUAUUCACAUAUCUGAAUUUAGUUUUGAAACAUUCCACAUUUAAUUGGAGAGCAAUGAAACAUAUCCUAUUUAAAAAUAUAGGUGCCACUUAACCUUAGAACCAUCGUGUGCACCCAGUAACCUCUACGACUGAAGGGUGCCUCGGAUAUUUUAGGGGGCUUAAAGAUGUGAUGAGGAUAUUUUCUUAAUUAUCAUCUUUCCAUGCAGGGUUGUCAAAACGGAAAUAGCGUGACCUCUGACCUGCUUAUGUUAGGCGAAAACAAAAACAAAAUUAAAAUAUUUUAUUUAACUAAAAAUAGUAAUGUGGCUUUUUAAAUUUACAUUAUUAAUUAAUGAAUGAAUUUUCAAAAAACAAAAUUCAAUUAAAAAUGGUUCAAUGACUAAAAAGCACUGCAAACAUUAUUUUAUAUGAUGAAUGCAAAUGGAAAAAAACAAACUUACAUAUAAUUAUAAUGCUUAGACUAACUUUUCUAAAUAUGUCCUAGUUUUACCAGAGUCAAAAAAAAAAAAAAAAAAAAAUGUCCUAGUUUUACCAGAGUCAAAAAAAAACAAAAAAAAAAAAAAAAACAGGUUUAUUAGAAAGGUAUAUAUAUUAGUAUGGGUUUUGAAAACUGGUCAUUUUUAUAAAUUGCAUAUGAGUGGCAUAACUAUUUUAAGAAGACAUGAGUUGUUUACAGAAGACAUUAUAUUUAGUAAUGUGUGAUUUUAUCUAAGGGAAAUUCGUAUGCAAAUAAAGUAGCCUAUAAAUUUUCAAAUAUUCGGUAGAUUGACAUUUUAUUUGGAAUUUCAAACUACUAUAACCUUCUUAAAAUGCCUCUUCGCUAUAAUUUAAGACAUUUUUAUCUAAAUCCACAAAAUCUAUUUUAAAUUGUCGAAUUAGGAAUAAGAAUUUUUUUAAACACGUACAAAAAUAAAAUGAAUUUGCAUGAUAAUCGAAAUGCUAGUUUACAAAAAAAGAAAUUCUUCGCUUUCUACUAGAUUCUCAUCUAAAUCAAAAUUAAUAAUCUAAUAAAAUGAGUGCAAUGCCAAAGGAUGGAGCACUUUGUUAUUCCGACAUUAAAAAGAGAAAAGCAGUUGGGAAAUUAAUAAUAAUAAAUAUAGGCUAACGGCUAAGUAUUAAAAAACAAAUCUGUUAUUCAGGAAACUUUGUAAAAAGGGUAGCACAUUUAAAGAAAACAAAAAUACUUUUGAUUUAAUAGUAAUUUAUGAAACGGGCAAUAUUUUUUUGCGCCCUUUAAAUUCUAAGUUAGAAAAAAAGCAUAACGCCUAAUUUUUAGUCAUGCUUUUACGAUGAACAAUAAUUUGAAAACAGAUAGCACAUGUUAAAUACUAGACUAACUAUUAUUAAAAUUGUAUACCUUUAUAGGUAUAUAAAUGUAUUUUGAUAUAGUGUCAUUAAAGUCUUUAAACUUGUGGUGUUGCAAAAAAUAAAUCCAUAGAAAUAGCGACAUAUGCGAACAACAGGAAGUGAGACUGGAGCGAUUUUUAUUACCGAAUACUAUAACUUGAUUAGUCUUAAAAAUAUACGGAUCAUCAAAUAUAUCGAGCCUUGCGAUAUUUCAUAGAUUCCACUAAUUGUAAUGAGUUAAAGGCACCAGUUACUAUGCAAUUGUCACUUUUAAUAUAAAAAAUAUUUUUGUUAUAUUAUUGUACACAUUGUGCUCCGGCCCGGAAAGGGGGGGGGGGCAGGCAGUGCCCUCCCGGAAAGAUACCUAAAAGAAACACUAAUUGCUAACAAUAACCAUAUUUUUGAAAGCAUGAUGCCAUCAUUAGUAACUAACACCAUUCCCUAGUUUUAUUCAAGCUUUUAUAUGUAAAAUAUAAUUUGAAAACAUGAAAAGAUUGCUCACGUUUGAUACUUAGUGAGAACUCUAUUAAAUUAUAGACCUUAAAAUUGAAGCCAAUGUAGUUUAAUACAGUGAGUUUGCAAAAAUAAUUAAACAAAAAAUACAUAUAAAUACGAACGGGAAGUAAUACUCCAAAUCAUAAUCGGGCCAAAUUUUCUAAAUAUUGCGAUAUUUAUAAUCGAAUAACGUAAGCUUCUAAGAAAAUUAGCUUAGCUACACGGAUCAUUCAAUAUAUCGAGCGUAGUGAUAUUUCAUAGAUUCCCCUAAGUGUAAUCGGUUGAUGACACCAGCUACUUUUUUAAACAUUGUUUUUAAAAAAUGACAAUUUGGUAAUUUUUAAAUAAAAUAUACUUUGUUUUAUUGUUGUAUAUAUUUUUGCUCGGGGGGCACUUGACAUUCCCCGGGGGGUCACUGCCCCCCCCCCUUCCGGAGAUAUAGCUGAAAGAAACCCUGACUGUGAUGAAAUGUAAUGAUUUGAAGUGCCAUAUAUUAUUUUCCCCAGAUGGAGACAGUGUUCUUUGCCUGGUGCAGCUGACUUUGCAGAGGAAACAUUAAUUCAACUCAAGUAUUGUCAAAAAGAAUAAUGGAUACAAGUUUAAUAGCUCUGGAUGUAAGUUGGAACAUUGUAUUUCAGCUCAUUAGACCAGUGAUCCCCAAACACCGGGCCGCGGACCGGUACCGGUCCGUGGAUCAAAUGGGAUCGGGCCGCCCAAGAAACAUUAAAUUAUUUCCAUUUUAUAAGCUUGCCAGAUUUUCUAAAUGAUAAGUACGGAUGUACGGACACAGAGGCUCACAGCAACUGGAACAAUACAGGCGGUUGGGGUGGGGGUGGUGUUGUUGUGCUUGAUUUUUUUUUGUGGGUGGGGGGGGGGGGACACUCCCCCAAAACUGGUACAUCCAAGUAGCUUUUAGCCCAUAUCCAUAAAAAAACAUCAAACAAUUUAAUGGCUAAUUGUGACGCCACGGGAUAAAUAUAUUUUUUUUAAAAAUUGAGUCGCCUGUUUAUACAGCUGACAGUUUGGCCAGCCCAGUGGUCCCCAUAUUAUGCUUCGCUCUGGGUGCCAUGUUGCCCGCAGGCAGAGCCAUGAGAAUAGGGCAAAGAGGGCAGUCACAGCGGGCACCAAAUUCUUCUUUAUAUGGUAUCUUAAUAGUGAAUUAAAAUAUCAAUGGCGGAAUACCCUGAGAUUGCCACCACAGCACUUAAAUCCCUAUUGCCAUUUCCGACAUCCUAUCUGUGUGAAGCGGGGUUUUCUGCAGUUACAGCAACCAACCCAAAACAACGGAAUAAAGUGGAAAUAAUCAACACACUUCGGGAGUCAUUGUCUCCUAUUACCCCAAGAUGGAACCAUCUCGUUGCAGAAAAAUAAGCUCAUGAUUCUCAUUAAUUUAGCGAUAAAGUUAGUUAAAAUGAUAAAACAGUUUAUAUUCUUUUUUGAUGUAAUUGUAUUUUAUUUUGAAGCCAUGCUACAAUUAAAUAAAAAUUACCAAUCCAAACAAUCCAAAACAUAAACAAUCAACACCCCCAACCCCUCGGCGGGCCGCGGUAAAAUUAUCAAACGUUGACCGGUUCGCAGCGAUAAAAGGUUUGGGGACCACUGCACUUGACUAUACUAAUUAUUAUUUAAGUUUAUAAACUUGCUGGUAUUUAUGCCUUAGCUAAAAAGUAAAAUCGCCUUAUAAAGUUGCGUAGCUAGGUGUAGUCCAGCACUAGCGAUACAAUGUAUUGUGUGUUUGUAGUGCGAAGAUAUAUUUAGUAGGUUUGAAAUAACUGAAGUCCAUGACUUUUAAAUUUGAAUACGGAAUUUUAAAAAGGGUUCUUUAAAAUUUAAGUCCGUUUAAACCAUCUGGUUAUGUUUCGUACUAUCUCGAUCCCACUUAGGGCAUUUUAUCACAUUGUUCAAUCUCUGGACAGCGCAACAGUCAGACAGAUAAAAGCGUUACAGACAGGUAAAAGCGUUACAGACAGACAGGUGAAAGCGUUACAGACAGACAAGUAAAAGUGUUACAGACAGACAGGUGAAAGCGCUACAGACAGACAGGCGAAAGCGUUAUAGACAAGUAAAAGUGUUACAGACAGACAGGUAAAAGCGUUACAGACAGACAGGGAAAAGCGUUACAGACAGACAAGUAAAAGUGUUACAGACAGGUAAAGCGUUACAGACAGACAGGUAAAAGCGUUACAGACAGACAGGUAAAAGUGUUACAGACAGACAAGUAAAGGCGUUACAGACAGACAGGUAAAAGCGUUACAGACAGACAGGCGAAAGCGUUACAGACAGACAGGUUAAAGCGUUACAGACAGACAGGUAAAAGCGUUACAGACAGACAAAGUAAGAGCGUUACAGACAGACAGUUCAAUAUGAUGGUUCUUGUAUCAAGUGUUUACCAAAAUGAGCAUUGCGGUACCAAUGAGAGUCACGGUUUCCUCGGCGAGGUGCUGCAUAAUAUCACAACAGUUUCAUAAUGUUACUUUCAAUUCAGUGGGAUAUGAUGCAGCAUCUAGGGGACCUGGAGCAAACAAGUAAAUCUGUUAGUUGUAAUUUUUUUUUUUUUUGGCAGAAGCCCCUACAAACGAUUACUAUGGUAAAUGGAUAUUUCGAAGUGUUCUUUUUAGAAUGUGACAUAGGGGACCUUUAGAAAACCUGCAUUCAUCAAUGUGAUAUACGGCUCCUUAAGAAAACCUACAUUCAGCAAUGUGACAUAGACCAUAUUUCGAAAACCUUCAUUCAGCAAUGUGACAUGGGGCACCUCCUGAAAACCCGUAUGCAACAGCGGGAAAUAGGACACCUAUAGAAAACCCGUAAAGACGCCUAAAAGCGAUGAGAAAAAUGUAAACAACUUGGCCACACGACAAAUAACAAUAACCAUUAAAAAUUUUUUGCUGUCAAAAAUCAAUGUCAUCAUUUUAUUUUAGUUUCAUAGUGAUGGCAAAUACAAUGGUCAUAAUACAAUUAUACCCAAGAAAAAUAUUCAUUAUAAACGCGUGUCUUUGCUCAGAAACAAGGAAUGAGACCAUUAAAGUGUAGCUGGCCUUUUCAUUUUAUUUUACAGAACAUUCCUACCUCGUACAGCGAGGAGCUGAUGACCGAAUAUGUAGAAAAUACUUUAGGAGUUGACGUCCAGUCUGCUAAGAUUAUAGGAGGAUUGGCUCUGUUUUCGUUGGAGCAAGACAUAGACGGUAGGCCUACAGCUCAGCGAUGUGGCAGUGUCAAAAAUCUUUAACGAUCUUGUAAAAAAAAAAACCGUUAAAGGUUUUGUCAGAUGGUCCCCGUUGUUGAAUAAUGGUGUAAACUAUUUAGAGAUAAUUGUGUAGAAAAAAAACUGCUUGCCAUUCUUAACGUAGAACAUGAAGAUGGUGCUCUCAAAACAGGUGUUGUUCGCUCAUAUUCGGUGGCAAAGACGACAUUUAUAUAACUACUAUAAUGCAGUUUGAAGUGUUUUUCUUUUUUAAAUCCUUUAUAUCAACUUUGCUUUCGUUCGUGUGUUUGUUGAAGGCAAAAUCUUCGGACUGCUAAUUGACCUACUUCCCGUUAUCCUAUCGAGCUGAAACUUGGUACAUAGACUUGCUGCCGAUAACAAUUUAUUCUUUUUUAAAUUUGCAGCCUGACCCCUAAAGACCAGUUGUAACGCUACCAGAUGCCACUGAUUUUACGAAAUAAAUUAGAAUAUUUUUUCUUUUUAAAAUAUCGUAAGAGAGAAACGUAAAAUUUUCUUUUGUUUUACGGAAAUAGUUUGUUUAUUUUUAAUAAAUCUCCUUGGGACACUAGCAUAAAAUAUUUCAGGGCAUGAAAAAAUAUGCAGUUGUGAGCCAUGGGGGAGACCACUAAAUGAGAUUCUUAUAAAGUGAGAUAGGCCUACGUGAAUGCAUGUUUUGUCAAAUUUUCAGCCCUACCACCCAUUGCUUGAAUUUACAUCUUAUAAAGGAUCUAUAUGGAAAAUAAAUUGUUUUAAGAUGUUUUUUAAUCACCUUUCUCGCUUACUAUUUAAAGUUUAAGGAAGUGAAAAAUCAUAAACAACAUGCUUUUUUUAUAUAUUUGCCGUGAUCUUCAUACCCUACAGAGAUGAUUUUUUGUUACAUUACAGAUACUGAUUUAAAUAUUAAAUGUUAAGCGCAGUUAUUAAUCAGUCUAAUUAUAAUCUUAUCUCUUUUAGUAUGUUUUCAUCUAAGAUUUCUAUCAGUUUUAUUGUCGCAUAUACAGUCAACAUUAUUUUGCGUUUAAAAUGAAGUAAAUUAAAAUGUGAAGUGCUUAUUUAACCUACACUGCAUAAUCUAUAAAUAGGCUAUUCAUAAAGACUCCCAUUUAUUAAUUACACAUUCUAAAGUCUUAUCUAGUUUUGCUAAGUUUUUGUCUUUCUCAAAUCUACCAUGAAUGCCUGGUGAAAUAGAACACUGAAACACAACACGCUAAUAAUUUAUAUUUCAGAUUUCAAGGCAGCCAAAAAAAAGGUGAAAAAAGCAUCACUCGAAGGUCGAACCAUUCACCUGUUGCAAAUUGUAAACACUGAUCCAAACGCUGUUGUGAUUUAUGCUAACAAACCUGACCUUCUAGACAAAACUUCUAUGAAAACGUACAUUGUGCGACAAUUUAAAACCAGAAAAGACUUCAUAUCAGAAUACAGAGUCUGGCAGAAAUAUGAACUGGGAAUCAUUCAUUUCAAGCCUGGAUAUGAGAAAUGUAAUGAUUAGUCAGUACAUUGCUUUAGUAACUUAAUUUCUUGUUUUUUUCCUUUAUUUUAUCAAACCCAUACAUUAAAUUGUUCUUUGUUGGCGAUAUACCAUUGUAGAAAGUAUACAGCUAGUAUUCACAUUUGUGUAAACAUUAUAGUUUUGUUGAAAAAUGAAUUAGCUUCUUCAUUUUUUUUUAUACUUUCCUAUUUUAUCCGACAGCUUUAACUUAACUGAAAUCACUUCAGCUGUUUUUGUAUAGACUAAGAUUUAAAAUCCAUGUUAAUUGGGACACUGGUUUCCCAUUUAUGUGUUUGAGGGUUUUUUUUUACUACAGUUCUGCCUUAUCCAACAUUCCAAUAAAAUCUAUCCGAAGUUGCUUAAUGAGCCAUUCCAAUCAGCUAUUCACGCAAAGCUAGGGACGACAACAGGAUGCAUUUGAACUCGCAGGCAACGUUACCAUGGUAUGGAGAGCCAAACAAAAUGAAUUGAGUUUCUUAUUAUUGCAAAUACAAGUUUAUCAAAUGGAAAAUCCGCGCACAACAAUGUAAUUAUUUUAGAAAAAAAAUCAAUUUUUAGAACGAUGGAACUUGGUGGCUUACUUUUACAGAAUAAAAAAAAAUACGAAUUUAACGUUACAUUCUAUUUAAUGAAAGAAUUUAGAAAGAGAAUUAAAUCGAUUAGUUCAGUGAAGAACUGAUUAAUUCUGGGAUUUUUUAAAAUAUUUCUUUUUUUUUUUUUUUUUUUUUUUUUUUGGGGUGUCUGGGUGGUGAGAUGAUUGCAAUAAGUAAAAUAUUUAAGUAUUUAUAUUUAAGCAAUCCCACAUUUCGAAAUACUAUCUUGGAAGAUUAAUCACCUCCUCUUCGAUUAGGUACUAGAUCCUCGCAUCGAUUAAUUACAUUUUAUUAUCAAAUUAACAUAUAAAAUUAACAAACAACUUUUUAUUUCUAUUAAGUAAAAACAACAUAAUAAUACUAAUAAGUAUAAUCUUUGUCAGUGCAGAUUUACAUUUAACUUACACAAACUUAAAUAUUUUGUCUUGAACUGUUGUGACAAUUUUCGUCUAUUCGGAUUAUGGAUUAACUUUUUUAUUUAAAAAAUAAAACAAUUAAACAUGGAUAUUUAUCUUUUUAAAAAUUAUUUCUGUAUAUUUAGAAAGUUAGAUUUUUCCAUUUAAUUAGUAGAAAACGUCACAUUUAUGAUUUAAAAAAAAAAAAAAAAAAAAAAAAAAAAAAAUUAUUAUUAAUCAACUCAUUGUUAUAGUGUGUUAAUGAGAAUGCAAAUCUUUUUGUGUAUAAAAUGACAUAAAUAUUUUUUUUCAGUGGUCAGAAAAUUAAAAGAAAAACACAACCCAGUGCGUGGUGCUACAGUCAUUGUUCAACCCUAUUACUACAACUUCCACGAUUUGGUGGAAAAGCGAUUACCCUCCGAUGAAGGUGUUCAAUUAAAAAUGCCUUCACGCGAAAAAAACGCAUCUGAGUUUAAAGAAGAGGACUCUAGUGAGAGUGACUCGGGAUCAGAUGACAGUAGGGAAAACAGAAGUCAUAGAACACGUGAAGUUGAACAAGAAUCGGAUGAGGAUAGUGAAGACCAGUGUGAAAGAGAAAGUGACAGUGAACAAGGAUCGGAUGAGAGUGCCAGCAGCGAAGAUCAGAGAAGUAAAAAUACUGCCCGGCAUAAAGGCAAUUUUUCAGAUGUAACGGGAAGUGAUGGAAAUAACUCAUAUACAGAGUCUGAGGAUGACAGCGAUGAGAAAAACAAGGGCAAACAAGAUGGCAAAGUUAGUAUAUGGAGGGGCAAAAAGAAACCAGAUGGCGAUGACAUCACAGGUGACCAAGGUAAAUUAGUUAAAGAGCAACACGGAAAUAAUUACAAACAGGCAAAUUCUAAAGAUGAAUCAUUGGACACACCUUUUAAGAGAAAUGAAGUUGAUUCUAUAUGUUCUGAAACAAAAAGCUUCCCAGCGGAAAAUAAAGAACUGGCAAUAAAUGAAGCCCAAUAUCUGCUUUUGAAGAAACACUUUGGUACAUUCGAUAACUGUAAAGUUGAAUUCAUAAAAUCUGACAAAAAGGCGGUCUUUAAAGGUGGUAAAAAUGAAAUUGAUGACCGCUAUUUUAAUAUGUUUUUAGAAUAUAAAGACAUCGACAAAAAGCAAAUGAAUUUACUGGGAUGUUUGCCUCAGUUACUCACAGAAGAUAAGGGCAAAGCUUUUUUAAAAGGUCUUAGUGAAAUGGAAAGUGUAGCAUAUUGCGUUGAUAAUGAUCAGCUGCUACUCGCUUCAAAAAAUUUUAACUCAUUGAACAAGGCCGCCAAAAAGCUUAGGGAAGUUUUAAAUUAUAAAAAUACGCUCAAACUAACCACUGGAAAGAUACCAGAUGGUGAAUUGAAUAAUUUGAAGACAAAUUUAGAGAAAGAAUUAUUAGUUAAAGUGUCAUGGAGCGUUAACCAGGAUGAGAUAUUUGUUGAAGGGGUCAAAGACGAUGUACUUCUAUCAGAAAAGGACAUAAGUGGAUUAGUUGAAAAAUUUAGCGAAGAUACUAAAACGUUCGUUAUAAGCAGUAAUGCUGCCAAUUAUUUACUUAGGCACCCAUCAAAUAAAAUUAAAGUAAUAUUUCAAAACGUCAAAGACUGGAAGUUUAAUGAGGGCGAUGAAAAUGAUCCAAUGACCUACACAUUUUGUGGCCAACGUAGCGCAGUUAAGGAAGCAGAGUGCUCGCUGCAGUCACUUGUUGAUAACAUUGUGACUCGGAAAAUAGAUUUACAAAAGGAAUGCUCCAGUCUCUCAGAUAUUAAGCUCAUAAUGCUAGGACUUGGAACUGAAGAAAUGAAAAGCAAACUUGAGAAAUUUGAAAAACGAGAAAGAUGUUUUCUCAAAAUUCAGCUGCCAGACGAGACUGGUUUUAAAGAAAAGUAUGAAAUCUCUCAAAGUAAACCUGAUAUUUUUACUGUGGAAGGAUCAUGCAGAAUUCAACUAAAAAAAGGAGAUAUCAUAACUGAAACAUCUGACGUGCUUGUCUGUGUCUUUGAUAAAUCUUUCAAUUUAAAGAAGACGCAGGUGGGAAAGGCUUUUUCUAACGCAUGUCCUCAGCUAAAUGAGCAAUUUCAAACACUCCAGAAUGGAAACCCUUCGUCUCUUGUUCACGUCGUAAAUGGACCCUUUCCGCCCCCUUUGUUGACUUGUAAGGCUGUAUUUGGCGUAGUUUUAAGUGUUUGGGAUGAAUCUUAUUCCCCAGGUUUAUUACAAAAUAUAAUAACCAAUGUACUGGAUGAGGCCGUGGCAAUGGGAGCCAAGUCUGUCUCACUUCCUACUUUGGGCCAUGGGAGAAUGUUCAAAUUUCCAUCAACAAGUAUCUCUCAGAUAAUGAUGAACACUCUGCAUUCAUAUCUAAUAUCAAACCAAGCGCCGAGUGAUGUCAUUAUUAUGACCACUGACCAAGAAAUGCUUGACACACUUAAAUUGGUUGCACACCAGAGCCCGAUGGAUUAUUUGUCAAACUCUGGUGAUAUUAUUUCCAACAGUGACGAUGAGAGCACUUACGAGACAGAUGAGAAAGUUCUACAAGAUUUGUUGACAACCGGUGACAUAGAAAUUUCUGUGACCAUGGCCAAAUUAGAUGAACCCCAAAAAACACUUGAAAAAUUGACUGACCUUAUCAGAAGAAGUUGUUUGCAUAGUGUGCAGUUUGAACACACGAUGUUGUCAUUCUUGGCACAAAAGAUUGAAAAAAAGACUCGGUAUCAGUUUAUACAUAUUCAGAAAUUUGCAGUGGCAGAAACUGGUAAAAUAAAAAUGAUAUUUAAAGGGUUUGAGAAACAUGUUCAAGAAAUAGAAAAGUUCAUCACAAACGAGUUGAGUAAAAUUCAAGCUGCUAUGAAAAAUAAAAUUCUGGCAUCAGGCGAUUCCCCGACUCGGGGCACUGUCGAUUUUUUGAUGUAUGCAUCAAACGUAACAGAGAUCUGCCCAUCUUAUUGGGGAUUUUGUAAAAAACCAAAUUAUUUUUGGCGCCUUCUAGGAACAGUUCUUCGGUAUGCAUUACCAAGUAAAGAAAAAAAGCACGAGAUAACUGUAGCUGUGGACAAGACAACAAGAAAGGCGAUUGUUGAUCUAUUUGAAAAAACUUGGGAUGCAACAAAUACAGGCAUCGGAAAUGAUGCCAAAGGCUUGUCAAGGAAUACAAGCUGCGAGGUGUUGAAUGUUGAGAGGAUUGAGAACCCUGCUCUUUUUGAGCUCUAUGCACAGACACGAAAAAAUUUAUUUGAGAAAUAUUGUAGGUUAGGGACGCUGUGUGAUGAUUUCAGUCGAACUUUACCAAGGGGACAGAUCAAAACCACUGAGAUACUUCCAAGCUCUUUAAGAGAGCAACUGUAUCAUGAAGUCAAUGAACAUUAUUUAUUUCAUGGCACAAAAAAAGCCCUAACUGAUGCUUUGUGUCAACAUGGCCCUGACCCUAAACUCUGCACACACGCAAUGCUUGGUGCUGGUCUGUACUUCGCAGAAGCAUCAAUGAAGUCUGAUCAGUAUGCAGGUAACCAUUUCAAUUUAAAAAUGUGAAUCGUUUUUUUAUUGCUUUGAAAAUAGGGAAAUAAACCUUUCUACGGCCACUUACCGAAAUAUUGGAAUAAUUCAUAAUAAGUACUACUGGUUACUAAAUGCAUCUAAGGACGUAUAAAGUUUAAAAAAGUGGAUCUCUAUGUUGUUUUAUCGUUAUCACAGAUGAAAGGGACAACCGGACCCCUUCGGGAGAGGAACUGAAAAUCUUUCUGAUGCGAGUGUUGCUUGGAAACACCUACAUCAUCACUAGGGAUCACCAAAGAUUUAAGAAAGGUGCAAAAAUUAAACAUUAAAAUAAUUCAUUAUUUUUAAUUCUUCAGUUUUAAAAAAUAACUUAGUUUAAUCAAUUAUUUGUAACACAAUCCCUACUGCACGGGGUUAGAUAGUAGCAGCAUCCGAUACUUGAUAUUUUCAUUUCUUCUUUAAAAUCUAUAAGGACUAUGUAUUGGAGCAGGUUAACUAAUUGUUGUAUGUAACACACUAAGUGUAUAGUAUUAAUUGAGGGAUGUAGGAAAGUUAAGUAAUCCAGUUAUGUUCCUUUGUGUAGUCCUGUCAUUUUUUUUAGAACCUUGAUACCUUGAAAUUAUCGAGGGCAUCGACUUUAAUUUACCAAAACACUAAAUUUUGGUGCCUUCCGCCACCUGCCUCCAUUAAAUGUAUAUCUAACUCAAAAUUCAAAAUAUCAAAAAAUAAUAACGUUGAAAUAAAAUAUCAAUUCUUCUGUUUUAUAUUUAAUGUUGUUAACGCCCAUUUACCAGUAUUUAUUUUUGUUAAAGUUUUCAAAUUCAUUUCAGUGAAUGGUAUCUCAUCAUUGUAGUGUUAGUUAUGUGAAUGGUAUCUCAUCAUAGUAGUGUUAGUUAUGUGAAUGGCAUCUCUCAUUGUAGUGUUAGUUAUGUGAAUAGUAUCUCUCAUUGUAGUGUUAGUUAUGUGAAUGGUAUCUCAUCAUAGUAGUGUUAGUUAUGUGAAUGGCAUCUCUCAUUGUAGUGUUAGUUAUGUGAAUAGUAUCUCUAAUUGUAGUGUUAGUUAUGUGAAUGGUAUCUCAUCAUAGUAGUGUUAGUUAUGUGAAUGGCAUCUCUAAUUGUAGUGUUAGUUAUGUGAAUGGUAUCUCUCAUUGUAGUGUUAGUUAUGUGAAUGGUAUCUCAUAAUUGUAGUGUUAGUUAUGUGAAUGGUAUCUCUCAUUGUAGUGUUAGUUAUGUGAAUGGUAUCUCAUCAUUGUAGUGUUAGUUAUGUGAAUGGCAUCUCUCAUUGUAGUGUUAGUUAUGUGAAUGGUAUCUCUCAUUGUAGUGUUAGUUAUGUGAAUGGUAUCUAAUAAUUGUAGAGUUAGUUAUGUGAAUGGUAUCUCAUCAUUGUAGUGUUAAUUAUGUGAAUGGUAUCUCAUAAGUGUAGUGUUAGUUAUGUGAAUAGUAUAUUAUCAUUGUAGUGUUAGUUAUGUGAAUAGUAUAUUAUCAUUGUAGUGUUAGUUAUGUGAAUGGUAUCUCAUAAUUGUAGUGUUAGUUAUGUGAAUAGUAUCUCAUCAUUUUAGUGUUAAUUAUGUGAAUGGUAUCUCUCAUUGUAGUGUUAGUUAUGUGAAUGGUAUCUCAUCAUUGUAGUGUUAGUUAUGUGAAUGGUAUCUCAUCAUUGUAGUGUUAGUUAUAUGAAUGGUAUCUCAUCAUUGUAGUGUUAAUUAUGUGAAUGGUAUCUCAUAAGUGUAGUGUUAGUUAUGUGAAUAGUAUAUUAUCAUUGUAGUGUUAGUUAUGUGAAUAGUAUAUUAUCAUUGUAGUGUUAGUUAUGUGAAUGGUAUCUCAUCAUUAUAGUGUUAAUUAUGUGAAUGGUAUCUCAUCAUUGUAGUGUUGGUUAUGUGAAUGGUAUCUCAUCAUUGUAGUGUUAGUUAUGUGAAUGGUAUCUCAUCAUUAUAGUGUUAGUUAUGUGAAUGGUAUCUCAUCAUUGUUGUGUUAGUUAUGUGAAUGGUAUCUCAUCAUUGUAGUGUUAGUUUAGUUAAUGGUAUCUCAUAAUUUUAGCGUUAGUUAUGUGAAUGGUAUCUCACUAUUGUAGUGUUAGUUAUGUGAAUGGUAUCUCAUUAUUGUAGUGUUAGUUAUGUGAAUGGUAUCUCAUUAUUGUAGUGUUAGUUAUGUGAAUGGUAUCUCAUUAUUGUAGUGCUAGUUAUGUGAAUGGUAUCUCAUUAUUGUAGUGUUAGUUAUGUGAAUGGUAUCUCAUCAUUAUAGUUUAAGUUUAGUGAAUGGUAUUGCUUCAUUGUAGUUUUAGUUAUGUGGAUGGUAUCUCAUCAUUGUAGUUUUAGUUAUGUGAAUGGUAUCUCUUCAUUGUAGAGUUAGUUAUGUGAAUGGUAUCUCAUUAUUGUAGUGUUGGUUAUGUGAAUGGUAUCUCAUAAUUGUAGUGUUAUUUAUGUGAAUGGUAUCUCAUAAUUGUAGUGUAAGUUUAGUGAAGUGUAUCUCAUCAUUGUAAUGUUAGUUAUUUGAAUGGUAUCUCAUUAUUGUAGUGUUAGUUACGUGAAUGGUAUCUCAUCAUUGUAGUGUUAGUUUAGUGAAUGGUAUCUCAUCAUUGUAGUGUUAAUUUAGUGAAUGGUAUCUCAUAAUUGUAGUGUUAUUUAUGUGAAUGGUAUCUCAUCAUUGUAGUGUUAGUUAUGUGAAUGGUAUUUCUCAUUUUAGUGUUAGUUUAGUGAACGAUAUCUCAUCAUUGUAGUGUUAGUUAUGUGAAUGGUAUCUCAUCAUUAUAGUUUAAGUUUAGUGAAUGGUAUUGCUUCAUUGUAGUUUUAGUUAUGUGGAUGGUAUCUCAUCAUUGUAGUUUUAGUUAUGUGAAUGGUAUCUCAUUAUUGUAGUGUUAGUUAUGUGAAUGGUAUCUCAUCAUUGUAGUGUUAGUUUAGUGAAUGGUAUCUCAUCAUUGUAGUGUUAAUUUAGUGAAUGGUAUCUCAUCAUUGUAGUGUUAGUUAUGUGAAUGGUAUCUCAUUAUUGUAGUGUUAGUUAUGUGAAUGGUAUCUCAUUAUUGUAGUGCUAGUUAUGUGAAUGGUAUCUCAUUAUUGUAGUGUUAGUUAUGUGAAUGGUAUUUUUCAUUGUAGUGUUAGUUUAGUGAACGAUAUCUCAUCAUUGUAGUGUUAGUUAUGUGAAUGGUAUCUCAUCAUUAUAGUUUAAGUUUAGUGAAUGGUAUUGCUUCAUUGUAGUUUUAGUUAUGUGGAUGGUAUCUCAUCAUUGUAGUUUUAGUUAUGUGAAUGGUAUCUCUUCAUUGUAGAGUUAGUUAUGUGAAUGGUAUCUCAUUAUUGUAGUGUUGGUUAUGUGAAUGGUAUCUCAUAAUUGUAGUGUUAUUUAUGUGAAUGGUAUCUCAUAAUUGUAGUGUAAGUUUAGUGAAGUGUAUCUCAUCAUUGUAAUGUUAGUUAUUUGAAUGGUAUCUCAUUAUUGUAGUGUUAGUUACGUGAAUGGUAUCUCAUCAUUGUAGUGUUAGUUUAGUGAAUGGUAUCUCAUCAUUGUAGUGUUAAUUUAGUGAAUGGUAUCUCAUAAUUGUAGUGUUAUUUAUGUGAAUGGUAUCUCAUCAUUGUAGUGUUAGUUAUGUGAAGUGUAUUUCUCAUUUUAGUGUUAGUUUAGUGAACGAUAUCUCAUCAUUGUAGUGUUGGUUAUGUGAAUAGUAUCUCAUAAUUGUAAUGUUAGUUUAUUGAAUGGUAUCUCAUCAUUGCAGUGUUAGUUUAGUGAAUGUUAUCUCAUUGUUGUUGAAUAUCUCUUGACUGUGAUCCUACACGAUUAAAGUUAUCAAGAAGUAAACAAACUGCUGAUAUUUCCCUUUUGGCCUCAAAAGCAUUUAUGGACAAAUACGUUCUUUAUUGUUUUAAAGACUUGCUCUCUACCCCGAUUUCCAUCUUGUUGUCGUAAUUUUGUGUGUACACUUGAUAAUGAGCUGUAAGUUGGCAUCUGAGUUGUGUCAACAGCGCGUCUGCUUCGUUCAGUGACGACGUGAGAAGGAAAAAUGAUGUAUGUAGGAGGAAUUACAAGAUGGCAGUAUGAUAUUGGAGAUUUUAAAAAAAAAUAAUUUCUAGAUAAUAUUAAAAAUAAAAAAUAUGAAAAGAAGCAGUUGAACAAAAUGAUAAUGAAAACCUUUAAAAAAAUACUUUUUAUCAAAGACGAGUUUAAAUCUCUAAAAAGUAAAGGAUAAUUUAAAAUUUCUUAAAAUGCAUUUGCAAAGUCUCUGCAGAAAAUAUUUCCCAAAAUUAAAAAACAAAUACAUAUUUAAGAUACAUAAAGUAAAUGAUUCAAAUUGAAUAUUACUUUUUCACGUGUUUUUAUUGCGUAAUGCCUAAUUAUAAUGAAUAUUAAGUAGGCUUAUUCACAUUAUACAUUUUUGUUGGGUUAAAAGAAACAAAUAUCCAUGAAGUCAUUCGAUAACCCAACUGAAAUAAUUUAAAAAAAAUUUCUUUAACCUUUGUAUAGGUGCUGAUCGCUUGAAGCGACCCCCAUGUGCUCAGUGUGAAAGUGACAGAUGUGCCGAUGUAAGCCACCAGCAUUGUGACUCUGUCACACUUGACGGUUCACCUGGUGACAACAGAGUUUUCUUCAGAGAGUUUGUUGUGUAUGACACGAGUCGAUGCUACCCAGAGUACAUCAUAACCUACAAAAGAAAACCAUAACAAUCUCUGCUGGUUUAAGAUUCACUUUAAAUUCAUGUUAUGACGUCUAUUUUAAAAAUGUCUAAAAAUGUACAAAAUUAUUUUGUUUUUAAAUAACAUGAUUCACCUAUUUCUAUUUCCUCUAGGGUGUUUGUCAUGCACCCUCUUCAAUCCUCUGUCAUUUGGCAUUCCUUCUAAGUGUCCAGCCUAGUCAAUGAAAUUUUUUUAAGGGUCCGAUACUGUGUACAAGGUUCUUAACGUUACAGAAAAGCAUUUAAUAUAAUAAAAUAAAUAUAUUUACUUCUGUCAGGGUGCGUCGAGUGAGUUCUGGUGCCAAAUGUGCCCAAACUUGUAUAUUAGGAUUAGCGCUAUUUUAUUUCGUUUUUUUAAUUAAUUGGCCAAAUUUGAAUGGGUUUUUCUUCCAUGUUUUAUGUCGUUUUUUAUAUUAUUAUUAUAUUCAAACUAAAAGUUGAAUCCUUUAGACCAGGCCUGCACAACAUACGGCCCGCCAGCAUCCACUUUGCCGGCCGCGAAGUAAAGAAAUAUUCUUUAUUAUUAUUAGUUUCUUAAUAUCUUUCUCCCCUGUCUUAUUUUCGUUCGGCUCACACUAGUUUUUCAUAAAGUAUUUCUAGCAAAAUUACAUCCAAAUUUAAAACCUCAUUUCCAUGAACUUUAUUUUCACAAAGUGAAAACGAAAAGUUUUCGUAUAUAUAUAACCUAACUUUGUUUUACACCUAUGAACUUUAAAGUAAAAAUAAAAUGGCUCUAUCUUUAAGAUUUAAUUUUCAUGUGUGUAAAAUUAUUUGGUUUGAUAUGUAUAUUUGAGGUAUGGGUAUAUCUAAGUAAAUGUACCCACAGCUUGUCUACGACCUUGAACUAAAUUUUCUUAAUAGGUAUAACAUAUAUUUAUUUUGUUUAAAAGAGAAUGUAUAACAUCAUUUUCCCUACUGAAAUACCAUUGGAUUUUAAAAUAUUGUCAUCUACGUAAAAAUGCACACACCCUAUUCCCUCCCCCUGAUAUGUGUUUACUAAAGAAGGUUAAUUAUUUAUCAAAUUUAUUUCUUCAUUCUGAGGCCUAUCUUGUGCUACCUGUGAGCAAAAUGAAAUUAUCAAAUCUAACCCACCCAAUUAGGGUUUUUAAUUUAAAAAAAGAAAAUCAGAGCGGUAGCCCACUUAUUGCGCAAAAAAAAUAUAUUUUUUCACGCCCUGAACUUAAUUAAAAUUCUUAAGUCCAAGAUCCCUUUACCAAGUCUUGUUUUUUUUUUUUCCCUAUAAAAAUAAUAAUUAUACGAAUAAUUCUGUAUACAGAAAGUUAUGGUUAAUUAUUUUGACAUAGAUAUCUAUACCAAAGUUCAAAUCUGUAACAUAAUUGGGCUUUGAGAUAUUGAUAUCAAAAUGAACCAAUUGCAACUUCAUAGUCAUAGGGUUCAUUGAUUUUUGGAUGAGCAGUAAAUUCACUAGUGAGAGGUAUUACUGGUAUUCUCAUUCAGCUACCAAGUUUCACGGAACUAAAUUGCUUAAACGCCAUUUUUUAAAUUAAAAUUUUGUUUUAAACGUUAUGAAGUUUUUAUUACUUUAUACAUUCUAUGAUAGCACCAUUUUCUUGGAAUGAAAAAUAAGUAAAACGGAUUAAAUGUUAAAAAUACGAAGCUAAAAUUUGGUGUCGGGUAUUAUUAACGGAAGAUGCAAUCUAUUAAAACAAAACUUUAUUAAAAAGGGAGCAACAAUAUCAGUUUUGCCACACGCGGUUAUUAACUCAAAGAAAUGUAAAACUUUGUGAUUUGAAAGUUUAAAUUAAGUUAUUAUAAAAUUAUUCUAAAAUUUCUUUCCUUGAAAUUAAUCGAAAAACUUUAAUUUUAUAUUGUUUGAAGGCAUUUGGAUAACCUAUAUUAUUUAAAAUUAAUUUCCCAAUCUUAACAACGCAAUUUAAACAAAACAACAGCUGUUUGUUUUUUUCCUGAUAAAUUUGAUUAUGAAUUAAUUGUAAUAAUAACUUCAUGAUAAUUUAUUGAUAAUAAAACCCCGCUUUUUCUCACUUCAGCGAUGUGCUUCUAACUUGUUGGUAACUUUGAAGUAGGCCUAUACCUAAAUUUUUAAUUUCUAAAACACUACUACUACUACUACUAUUACAUCGUUGGUGUUCCAUUUUCAUUUAAUUUUUUCAAAAACGUUUCCGUUUAAAAUUAUAAAUCUGAAAGUUCCAGCUCAAGUAAGUUUAAGCUAAAUGCUACACGUUAUUCAUUAAGAUGGCGUGUCUUAUUUAGCAGCUAAACUAAAGCUUGACUUAUCCUUUCAUUAUAAUUCAAAUAAAUCUUUACGUUAACUACAGGGUGGGCCAAUAAAAGUGAGAAAAUCUCGUAAAAUAUUACGCUACGAGAUGUGAUGUUCUCACUUUUAUUGGCCCACCAUGUACUUUUAAAUUUUUAACUAAAAGUUAGCAUCACUUCAUGAAAUUAUUUGCCUGUAAAUUAUUUGUCAAUACGUUUAUGUUUCCACGCUCGUUGUCGUUAAUAUCAUUAAAAUGAUGCAUUUUAUUUGAUAUACUAUUACAGAUUAAUAUAUGAAAUUGGUUUAUUUUAUUUUAUAACUACUGCUACCGAAUAUCAUGCUAAUUCGAGGAUUAUUUUAAAAUAUGUUUGACGAAAGUGUUCACCUGAAACCAAUUAUAACUGUUAUCUGUUAAAACUUUUGACUUUGUUUAAACCUCUUCACUCCACCCCCUACCCCGGGUGGCGCUACAGCCCACUUCUUCCUUCCAUUCAGACCUAACGGGUGCUUUUCUCUUCCAUGCCUAUAUUCUCAGCUGCUCUAGAUCGUUUUCCGCUUCAUCCAUCCAUCUAAGCCUAGACGUGCCUUUGAUUGACUUUGGGGGUGUUUCCCUCUGGGGUGUUUGUCACGCACCUUCUUCCCUCCUCUGUCACUUGGCAUUCCUCCUAAGUGUCCAGCCUAGUCAAUGAAUUUUUUAAAAGGGGUUCUUAACGUUGCAGAAAAGCAUUUAAUAUAAUAAAAAUAAAUAUUUUUACUUCUGUCAGGGUGCGUCGAGUGAGUUCUGGUGCCAAAUGUGCCCAAACUUGUAUAUUAGGAUUAGCGCUAUUUUAUUUCGUUAUUUUAAUUAAUUGGCAAAAUUUGAAUGGGUUUUUCUUCCAUGUUUUAUGUUGUUUUGUUUAUUAUUAUUAUAAUCAAACUAAAAGUUGAAUCCUUUAGACCAGGCCUGCACAACAUACGGCCCGCCAGCAUCCACUUUGCCGGCCUUGAAGUAAAGAAAUAUUCUUUAUUAUUAUUAUUUUCUUAAUAUCUUUCUCCCCUGUCUUAUUUUCGUUCGGCCCACACAAGUUUUUCAUAAAGUAUUACGGCCAAUAUUACAUUUUGAGUUGUGCAUGCCUGCUUUAGACUAGCGUUCCUAAAAUGGUGGUCCCAGAGCCGCCACAUCUCCGUGAGCCACACGUUGCCGGGAAGCACAACGUGAAUAUUUUGAUCAAGUAAAGAAUUUAUUAUAAAUACACCUGACAACGGUCUCUGGUUCAUUUAGGAAACUUGUCCAUUGGUUCGUUAAACUUAAACUUUGGAAACGCUGCUUUAGACCACGAGGCUUAGAGAGUCCAACCCCUGUCAGGCCCAAUACAAUGAACUAUCACUAUCUUUGGACAAUUUAUGUUGACUAUGUACCCAGAGCCUCAAAUGUCUUAUUAUGAACAUCCUUCAUCACAUAAAAAUUAGAAUGUAAACACAUGAUACUUUGUCAAAGUCGUAGUUGCAGUUGGUUUAUUAUAAGACCAAACAAAACCAUGCCUGGUGGGCAACAAAACCCACGGAACGAGAAAAUAAAAAAUGAAAAUAUUAAAGAGAUUCAUUGAGCUUAACUAACAAUAAACUGUUUCUUACAAUUAUAUGCAUAAAAUCACAAUGAUUGCUUUUAAAAAUCUUUGUAAAAUUAUUCUUAAAUGGCUGCUUUUCCCGGGUACUAAUUUCUUAAGGUUGUAUUUCUCAUGUUUUAAAAUUUCACAAUACAUUUUUAACUUAAUUUUUGUGCUCCUAAGAAAGCUAAUGUAUACUUUUUUGUUGUUUUGGUGUAUAGGAAUGUUCUUACAGCUGUCACAUAAGCCUACAAUGAGUUUAUUUCAUGUUACACCCCAUGUCAUCACAUUAGUAUAACUCCCAAACACCAAAAUUUGAUUGAGGAGUAUCCCCUUAGAUGGAAUACUGUUUUGUUUAUUCGAUCCAGGGUUGCCAACUCAAUAAAAAUAAAAUUUACUGACAGAUAAAGAACUUUCAACAAAAUUUACGGACAAAACAAUUUUUUACGGACACAUUUAACAAAAAAAUGUUGACCUUAACAAGAACAGCCUAGCUGUCCAGAAAGCUCUUACAGUUUAUUAAUAGAGCGCGGGAUGCCACUAAAACAAUUUAAACAUUAAAAUUUGAAUCAAGAAAAUAGAUAUCACAAACAUGAUUUACUGGGGGUUUUUUAACGUUGAGAGUCCACGUUUAGUCGAUUUUUUUUACGGACGUCUUAAUUUUUUAACGGAAUUUUACGGACAGGCAAUUUUACGACAAAUCUUUACGGACUGUCCGUAAAUUUACGGACGGUUGGCAACCCUGAUUCGAUCCAACCUCUAAAACAGGAAAAAAAAAAAAAAAAAAAAAUUAUAUUUAGCUGGGUCAGACGAAAAGCUAAAUAAACUGAUGAGAAUGAAGCAAAUGCUUUCUGAGUUCCAGUAUUUCAUAAUAUAAGAGCGUAGUUAUGAGUUAAAUUUUUACAGUCUCUUUCCUUUCGUUACACUUUGCUUUAACAUGUCACCCACGCCCACAUGUUUAUAGAAGAAAAUGUCCGCAUGUGGUGGACCGUCAAACCUUUCUAAUGCCACUGUUUUCUAGUAGUUUAUGCAUACUUUAUAUCUGUAAAUGUGCGUAGGCUUAUUAUGAAUUCUCAUUUUUUUAUCAGAGCGCAUAAGGUUAUAAAAAAACAACCUAUUACUUAUAUUAAAAUAUUUGUAUGUUUGCCUUAUUUCGUUCGAGGCAAAAGUCAUUACAUUUUUUAACUCUUCAACUGACUAAAAUUUUCACACUUACUUUGUGUUAUUUACCUAUAAUGAAGUAUUCCAUCUAAUAUGUUAAAAAAUAUGGAAAUUAAAUAAAUAAUGUUUAUUUUAAUGUAGUGAUGAAGGCAUUUUUCGAUACGUUUGAAUAAGCACAUUUAGUUGGUCAAGGGGGGGGGGGGCAGAUUCCCCGGGCACCGGCUAGUUAGGG
Messenger RNA from Lymnaea stagnalis (great pond snail), 23134 nucleotides. The record is from the annotation of a GenBank genome assembly. NCBI's taxonomy places the organism in Eukaryota, Metazoa, Mollusca, Gastropoda, Lymnaeidae.